AUUAGUCACUUGGAGGGCCAGUCGCACUAGAGAAAUACAACGGAAAUAUGAUGAGUCAAAAGAUUGGAGUAGGAGUUCUUGGACUGAUUUUGCUUACUUUGGCAAACUGCCAGGAGAUCCAAGUGGAGACAGAUACCACUAACUACGGCCCCGUCUCCAUGGUGGUCGACAACCUGGCUGAGAUUGCGGUAGAUGUGAGCGACGACACCACCAUUCAAUUGGAGGGUAAAAUAAAUCGCACUCGGCAGGAUAUCGCCGGGAAUAUCGAGGUCCUGACCGCCAAUGCAUUGGCCCAAUUAAGUGACGCGAUCUACGAGACCAGCGAGUUCAUGGUGGACAAUCCCGACUGCAAUGCGGCCUGGAGCUUGGAUGAACUCAACGAGAAUGUGACCUCUCAACUGGGUGGUUGCACAGGCAGUUUGGGAGGUCUCUUGGCGAACUUCCGCCUGGAGGGCCAAAUGGCAUUGUCAAGGGUCAAGGAUUUCGUCCAGCAGAUUGCCCAGUUGCCGGUCAAGUGCCAGAUGUUGGGCGCCUCCCCACUCAAUCCUCUGGCUUCGGCGGGCGGCAGUGUUUGCUUCAUCAACGCCAUGGCGGAGAUCAACCAGGGAAUGGCCGAGUCCCUGCGCGAUGCCUCCCUGCUCCUGGUGCAAACCCAUCAGACCACCGAGGAGCAAGUGGAGCAGGCCCAGCGGUGCUGCGACACUGUGGUUCAGCAGGUGGGCGAGUAUCUGCGCGAGGAGCAGGAUCAAUGCCAACAGUGAACCCUUCCUGCGAGCAACAGUCCUGCCGGAGAGGGGGAGUUCAGCCAAUGGCAAAUUUAUGCACCCACAAGAUGACAGGGACCGAGGACUCGCCACAUCCUGUUCACUUAUUGCUUAUGCAUGACAUUUAUUUGACAAGUUUUUGAUUGAUUUUACAGCUGCUGCAGCCGAUCUGGUGCAGCUAUCUGCAUAUUCGAAGGCACAGUGAAACCUCUCUAGGGCGAACUUCGCUUGAAGAAUUAUAGAAAAUAUCUUAAUAUU
Drosophila takahashii is the source of this 1022-nucleotide messenger RNA. RefSeq lists its product as uncharacterized. NCBI's taxonomy places the organism in Eukaryota, Metazoa, Arthropoda, Insecta, Diptera, Drosophilidae. The record is from RefSeq and is a predicted model, not a curated record.